This is a messenger RNA of Syngnathoides biaculeatus (alligator pipefish), 1672 nucleotides long. RefSeq names its product serine/arginine-rich splicing factor 10-like. NCBI's taxonomy places the organism in Eukaryota, Metazoa, Chordata, Actinopteri, Syngnathiformes, Syngnathidae. The record is from RefSeq and is a predicted model, not a curated record. Bases 143 to 919 code for a protein of 258 amino acids. The transcript has 6 exons. Gene Ontology annotation, molecular function: RNA binding.
AGCGUGCGUAAAACCGAAUGAAGCUGCGCAUGCGUAUUUGUGUGGCUUGCUAGCCUUGGUUUGCGCUUACGGUUUGUUCAACAGGGGACUGUUCUUUAAAAAAUAAAUAAAAAACGCCUGGACUAUUAAAUUAUUGUCACAAAUGGCGAGGUACCUGCGACCCCCAAACUCUUCUCUUUUUGUCCGGAAUAUCUCCGAUGACUCCAGGCCAGAAGAUUUGCGGCGCGAGUUUGGUCGUUAUGGGCCAAUUGUAGACGUCUACAUUCCACUUGACUUCUAUACGCGCCGGCCAAGAGGAUUUGCUUACAUUCAGUUCGAAGAUGUCAGAGAUGCAGAAGACGCCCUCCACAACCUGGACCACAAGUGGGUCGCCGGGCGCCAGAUCGAGAUCCAGUUUGCCCAAGGAGACCGCAAGACUCCCAACCAGAUGAAGUCCAAAGAGCGGCACUCCCCCCGUAGCUUCUCCCGCUACGACGACGACGACCGCGACGGGCGCCGCAGACGCUCUCGCAGUCGCAGCUACGAGCGCCGCCGGUCUCGCAGCCCGUCGUACGAGCGCCGGCCGCGGCGGUCGGACAGCCCCAGAGACUCACGCUCCUACAGCCGACACAGACGCAGCAGAAGCCGUGAAAAUGACAAGCAUAAAGGCGGUCAGCACGAACGUCACAGGACCCAGCGUGAGGCCGGUUCUCGGAACCGUUCGUCAUCCCGCUCGCCGACCCACUCCAGACCCAAGGGCAGAAGGAGCCGAUCCCGUUCGCAUAGCCCCGCCACGCAGGAAGAAGAUUUUCACCUGGCCCCCGGCUCCCACGUUAAACGUUCCUUUGGCCGCUCCCCGUCGCGCUCUGGGUCGCGUUCUCUAUCCCGCUCGCGAUCGCGCUCCCGUUCUUGGGCAGAGUACAAGUCUGGAGGUCGCUAAAGUUCAGUAUAACAAGACCUUUUUGUGUGUGUGUGGGGUGUACAUUUGUUACUUGUUUUAUGGAAGCAGAUAUCAGUGAAAUACUUAUUUGUUUUGCUUUGUGCGUGUGUGGAGGGGCAGCAUAACGCUAAUGUAAAUAUACAUUUCAUACCGUACGUUAUUUUACGCAGUACCUCCACAACGCCACUAGGAGGCUGUAAGGCCGUAUUUGAAAACUCCAUCCACAAUUUGUACACCUGUUUAUGAAUUGCUCCUGUUGAAAACACAAAGGUGAUCAUUUUAGCAACCUAAUAUUUGCUUUCAAAACACAGUUGUCAUGGACCCAUGUAGGCAUUUACUUUCGAUAUAUUUUUAAAUGGAAAUAUACUGUUGUGAUGCAGAUGUGAGCAUGGCGACAGUUUGUAGUCAACCAUCUGUUCUUGUCGUUCAAUUAAAAAAAAAAAUGUAAAAUUGAAACUGUACUUUGAACAAUACCAAUAAAAUGAAAACUCAAGACACUCAAAUGGUUUAGGGGGGAAGGGGAAGGGAUUUUAUUUUUUUUUUUGUAAAAUUUCAUCUGCACAUAAGUGUGCUCGUUCCAAUUACUUUAACCAAUCAUUACUAAUCUUAAACGGGGCAUAUUUGUUUCACAUACAAUGACAUUUUCAGUAGGGACAAAUAAUUUCAAUCCAAUUAAUGACAAGUUCCAAAUUUAGCACAAGGAGAUUUUGCAACGCUCGACUUAACUGGAUGAACAAUUGUGGGACAAACAGG